Molecule: messenger RNA, 702 nt
Organism: Knipowitschia caucasica
Lineage: Eukaryota; Metazoa; Chordata; Actinopteri; Gobiiformes; Gobiidae
Source: the annotation of a GenBank genome assembly
AUGCAGCGGUCUGUGGAUUUAGGUUCUGAGCUGAUCCCGGUCUCUGAGCUGAUCCCGGUCUCUCUGCUGCAGAUCUGUGAUAAGGAGUGGCAUUACUACGUCCUGAACGUGGCGUUUCCGUUGGUGACGCUCUACGUGGACGGCGUUUCCUUCGAGCCCUACCUGGUCACAGACGAUUGGCCGAUCCACGCGCCGCAGAUUGACAUGCAGCUCACCGUGGGCGCCUGCUGGCAAGGUGGUGAGGUCACAAAGCCUCGGUUCAGUCAGUAUUUCCGCGGCAGCCUGUCGGGUCUCACCAUUCGCUCGGGAAAGAUCGAGACUCAGAAGGUCAUCUCGUGUCUGCAGGCCUGUAAGGAGGGACUGGACAUCCACAGCCUGGAGAGCCUGGACAAGAGCAUCAAGUUCCACUUUAACCCGGCUCAGUCCAUCCUGGUGAUGGAGGGAGAGGAGCUCGACCACAUGAACACCGCUCUGAGAAAAGUCUCCUACAUCAACUCCAGACAGUUCCCCACAGCGGGCAUCAGAAGACUGCAUAUCUCCACUUCUGUGCACAGUGCCCGGGGGUUCUCGCGUCGCCCCCUGCUGGCUGGGAUGCAAAGCCACGGGACUCUCGAUGACAACAAACCCAGUGUGGAGCCGCCGCCGCCGGAGAAGCUCUCUCUGCCGGCGGCUCCCGGAUUAUCACCGAAUACAUUAUGUUAA